UCAUCAAGAUGAGGCCAUGAACUCAGUUACUAGUCAUAGGAACAUGACGUGGAGCUGUGUGCUGGCACUCAUAGCAGUAAUAUAUAAUAGCACCUUUGAUAUGAGGUGUACACAUGUUGUUGAGGAGUAAAGGCCGCAGGUUGGCUGUACGUGCAAAAAAGCCCAACGUGGCGGUGUGUCAGACGGGAACAUCCCACCAACGACUCUCCAUAUCCCGGCAUUUCGGCCGCAUUACGGAGCCUGCGAGCACCGAAGCUCCGCCUCAGCGCUCGGUCGGAGCCACCCGCCGCCCCUCAUCGCUUCCCGCCCCGCUGCUCCAUUGGUGCCCGUGGCGGUGACGCGGUCGCUGCGCCGUCGCAGCCGGUUCCCGGUGCCUUUGGCGGAGGCGAUGCCGAAGCGCUCGUGUCCCUUCGGGGACGCGGCCCCGCUGCAGCUGAAGACCCGCGUGGGGCUGAAGGAGCUGAGCCGCGGGGUGCGGGGCGACGAGUAUCGCCGGGAGAUCUACGAGCGCACCCGGCGGCUGCUGUUCAGGGCCGCUCAGAGCUGCACGGAGCCCGCCUGGCCCGCAGCGCCACGAGCCGCCAGCCGCUCCACGGAGCCGGAGUCGGGAGGGGGAAGCGUGGGACGGAGCCGGAGCGAGCAGCUGAGGAUCGGGCCCAACGGGAAACUGCUGCGAUGCACGGCCAACACGGAGAGCGUUCCUCCGGUGGGAGUUUCCAAAGCUUGCUCCUCAUGUGUAAGAGCUGCUGAUGUGAAGGAAGCGUGUGCACAGUGCGACCGGUUCGUGUGCCAGAGCUGCAGCAGGGUGUGCAGCUGCUGUAAUGCCGUGACCUGCUCCCUGUGCUCCAUCACUGACUACGCUGAUGUUGGUGAGCAAAUUCUCUGCAAUGGCUGUUCAAUAUUUCAAGUCUGAAAGCAGAUGAAAUAGCCUUUAGUGCUAAACUGCCUGUAAAUUCCAUGAAGGCUCCUCCUUACAGCUGGCCAGUUAAUGCCUUUAACCCCUGAACCAAUGAUGGGAUUUCUAUGUUUUAUAUCUUUAUAUUGUACUUUUUAAUAUUGUAGUUAAAUAAACUUUUAUAUUUUGAGGAUUUCU
Messenger RNA from Coturnix japonica (Japanese quail), 1093 nucleotides. It is a transcript of the gene SIVA1, whose product is annotated as SIVA1 apoptosis inducing factor. The record is from RefSeq and is a predicted model, not a curated record. Lineage: Eukaryota; Metazoa; Chordata; Aves; Galliformes; Phasianidae. Gene Ontology annotation, molecular function: CD27 receptor binding. Gene Ontology annotation, biological process: extrinsic apoptotic signaling pathway.